AUGGAGAACGAUUUUAAGAUUGACUCAUCAUCAUCAUCUACCUUAUCUACCUUUGCUCUUCAAAGUUCUUCAGAGACAUUGUUUUCUAUUCAGCUAUUAGAUUUCAGAACUAGUUUACUGGAAGCAUUAGAAGAAUUACGUAUGCGAAGGGAAGCAGAAAUUCAAUAUAAAGAGCAGAUUGGUAAAAUUAUUGUGGAGACACAAGAACUUAAAUGGCAAAAUGAAACUCUUCAGAAUCAAAAGGAAACAUUAACAAAGCAACACAAAGAAGCAAUGGCAAUUUUUAAAAAGCAGUUGCAAAUGAAGAUGUGUGCCUUGGAAGAAGAAAAGGGAAAAUAUCAACUUGCUACAGAAAUAAAAGAAAAAGAAAUAGAAGGAUUGAAAGAAACAUUAAAAGCAUUACAGGUUUCUAAAUAUUCUUUACAGAAGAAAGUGAGUGAAAUGGAACAAAAACUCCAGUUACAGCUUCUGGCUAAAGAAGAUCAUCAGAAGCAACUGAAUGAAAUUGAGAAAUACUAUGCCACAAUAACAGGGCAGUUUGGAUUGGUAAAAGAGAGUCAUGAAAAGUUAGAACAAAAUGUACAAGAAGCAAUACAGGUAAACAAAAGACUUUCAGCUUUAAAUAAAAAACAAGAAUCUGAGUUAUGCAGUUUAAAAAAGGAACUAAAAAAAGUAACCUCAGACUGGAUCAAGUCCAAAGUCACAUGGCAACAUAAGAUGGGAGAAGAAAACAUCAAUUUAACAAUUAAAGAACAAAAAAUUCAGGAACUUCAAGAAAGACUCAACAUUGAAUUGGAAUUAAAUAAGAAGAUUACAGAAGAGAUUACUCAGAUUCAAGAAGAAAAACAGGAUAUCAUCAUUUCUUUUCAACGUAUGCAGCAAUUGCUCCAGCAACAGACCCAAGUUAAUACUGAAUUGGAAGCAGAAUUGAAGGUGCAAAGAGAAAAUAAUCAGACUCUUGAAAGAGAUAAUGAGCUGCAAAGGGAGAAGUUAAAAGAAAAUGAAGAAAAGUUCCUUAAUCUUCAAAAUGAGCAUGAGAAAGCACAAAGAACUGGGGAAAAGCAUAAUCUUCCAGAAGUAAAUACUGAAAACAGUGAAAUAUCAAUGGGAAAAUUACAAAACAUCAUACAGAAAUAUAAUUCUAGGCAAGAAAUAAGGGAAGAAAAUACAAUGAGUUUUUGUUUAGAAACUGAAUUUAGAGAAAAGGAGGGGGAUAAAGAAGGACCACUUACAGAAGAAAUCACUAUAGAAGAUAUACAGCAUAUUGAAAAAAUCCCCAAGGAUGAAAUUGAUCCUAGUAUACCUCAAGACGAGAAGCAAAGUGAAAUCUCUAUAAGCAAAACCCUCUGCAUAGAAAAAGAAUUAAUCAGUCAAGGACAAACCUUGAAUGUUACCGACUUUAGAAAAGCAGCUACUACAGAAAUAAAAGACAAGGUGGGCUUGGAAAGAGACAAUGAAUCUACAGAAUUUAAAUCACUAAAUGAUUAUUUUUUAGAGGCAGGUAUAUCAAUAGAAACAGAGAGCACACACUUAGAAAAAACUGAAGGAUUCGAUGUUCACCGUGCAGAUUUACAUCUGGAGGUUGAAAGUAACAGAAUAUCAUUUAACAGUGUCUUAAAUGAGAUGGCUCACAGUACAAAUCAUAAAAAAGAUGUUUUUGAACAAAAGUUUAGAUUGCUUCCAGAGACGCAAGAAAAUGCCACAAAGAAGAAAAUUACAAACAGUGACCAAACCAAAACAGAUUUGGAUUCAUCUCUGGAUGUAAAAAAGAAUCCUGUUCAGUGUCAAAAAUACAAUUUACAUGACUCAAAUAAUGUUAUAUUAGAUGAUAAACCAUAUAAAAUAGAACAAAUACAACUGGUAAAUAAAAAAAGUGAGUGCAGCACACCGCCAUCUAAACAAACUUCAGAUGUUCAGCAAAUCUGUAAGGACACUUCAGAGAAACCUGGACUAACUAUUCCCUAUGACGUUGCACCUGAACACCCCAUUUCAUCUGCAGUUUUCAGUGAUAAUUUGAAAGCAUUUCUUAAGAAUUCGGAUACAAAUGCUAAUAUGAUGCCUAUAUUGGUGAAACCAAACUCAAGCCCUGGGAAAAGAGCUGUAUGUAAAAAUCUGAAUGACAGACGAAGUCCAUUUAUGAACUGUUUGGGAGAUUUCGAAAACAGUAUGAACACUUCUCAUCUUCAAGUUAACAAUGAGAAUAUACAUAUUUCACAAGCCAAAGAUAUGAAAACUGCUAUUCACAUGAAAACUUCCACAGAAAUGCAGUUUUCCAAUAAAGAGAGUCACAUUGAUGAGAAUCAGUUAACUGAAGCUUCAAAAACUGGCCUGUCCCUGUUUGUGGAUGUUAAUGAAAGACAGCAUACAUUGUUAAAUAAUACUGAAAAAACAGAGUCGUUAAAUGACAUCAUUUUAGGAAAAAUUUACAGUGAAGGACAGCUGGAAGAAUCAUGUUCAUUUCACAUCAAGCCAUCUGGAGAUUUAGUAAACAGAAGUGGAAAGUCAGCCUUUGAUCUUUCAAGUUUGGAUAAAAAAGCUGAGAAAACUCCAGUAUAUGUGAAUUUUUUAGACCCCAGUUCUUGGUUAAAAGUAAAUCAAAAUGAAAGUCAAACAGUGAGCACUUCAACUUCUGGCAUUCCCUUGUUGCUGAACAAGAGACCAGUAGGCCCCUCAGAAAACGAAAAGAUUGUUUCUAUGACACUUUGUAAAAAUGUGUGUGUGGAUGAUGUCAGGAAGGAUAUUGGGCCAGAUACUACCAGCAUUAAGAGAAUUGCUGACACUUUGAAUAACUCCACUAUCCAUCCAGAUCCCAAGGGAGAGCCCAGUGAAGAGAGGAAUGCAACUGCAAAGGCUUUUUAUGAUUCUUCUUUUCCCACGGAACAUGUGAAAACAGAGUCUCUGAAAUCAAAUCUACAAAGCCAUUUUCAGGCUCUCAAGAUUAAAGAUACUGCUGAUUUAACUGUGUCUUCUUUUGGUGAAGGUGGCUGGCAGAACCUGGUAACAAAUCAAAUAAAAGAAAGUGAAAAGUUCCUAAGCUUAGAAAAUGACAACCAAUCUAAAAAAAGAAAAGCAGAAGAGAUGUUGACAAAAACAGAUUAG
This is a messenger RNA of Pipistrellus nathusii (Nathusius's pipistrelle), 3099 nucleotides long. NCBI's taxonomy places the organism in Eukaryota, Metazoa, Chordata, Mammalia, Chiroptera, Vespertilionidae. The record is from the annotation of a GenBank genome assembly.